AAGUAGAUGGCGUUCAGCGGUGCUGUUAAAUAUUCGAACAGAAUUUGUAGGCAUGGGCAACAAGACUAUCACCAGUUCUUCGUACUAUACAGAAAUUCAUACCAAGAUGAAAUUUUGGAUUUAGCAUCGUGUUUUUAAUUCCAAUAUUUAUAGUUAUUUCAUUAUCUGAAACUAAUUUGAAUUUACUAAUAAAAGGUGUUUAUUGCUCCAUAUUUUAAAGUGAGCAAUGAGAUUUCUAGUCAAUUAACUGGGCACGUUGCUAUUUAAGGGAAUAUAUCGAGUUAUUAUAAUGGGAAUGACACUCGUAUAUGCAUUGUUCGUGAAUAAAAAUGCACGCUUUAUCAACUGCUAGAAAACCACCGUCUUGCCUACCACACCUGCUGAAGAACAGCAGUAUAGCUUCACGCAAAUUAUUCUGUCUAUUCAAAUUCACUUCAAGAUGAAGGGGAAAGUGCAAAGAAAAUCGAAAGGAAAGGGAGACACAGAAAAGUUGAAGAAACUUAUGAUGUCAAUUGAUGAAUUUGUUCAAAACAAGACUGGUGGCAGCGGUGCCGAUGAGUUUCGGAGCCUCGGUCACGUUAAAAAGAAAAGCCGAAAAGAAGUGCGUAGGGAAAAGAGAAAGCUCAAAAAAGCAAAAAUGAAACGGCCCCCCAAAGACGAUGGAAACAUUAAUAAGAACCAACAGAAAAAUGUAACUCCUGUUGAAAACAAGACCGAAACCAAAGUACAAAAAAGCGUGCGCUUUCAGACGGAGAAUGAAGUCGGGUUUACUGAACCAGGAGCGUCAAGGAAAACCAAAGCGAAAAAGAUGCAGUCUCAGCAAGGAAAGAAGAAGAAUCGCCUACAGGAGACUAGGAAGAAAGCACUGCUGGAAGCAAACGAGGCGGAGGAUAGGGAGAUAAAGAAGCUGGAGCGUUGUCUUGGUCUCAACAAGAGGAAAAACAAAAAGAGCCUUCCUAUGUCCUUCGUCGCCGAUGGCUUGGAUUACAUCUUGGAAGCCCUCGACGCUGGAUCGGCGGGAUCUGGGUUGUACGAGAGUGACGAGGAAAUGGAGAUAAGUAAGGAGAAGUUUGACAAGUUAGCUGAUAGUGAGAAUGAACUUACAACCAAGGAGGAGGAUGCGACUGACAGUGAUGAUGGUGAAGAUGAUGAUGAUGAUGGUGAAGAUGAUGAUGAUGGAGAUGAUGACCAGGAGAGUGAAAAACAUAUGGAAGAAAUGGAUGUUAUUGAAGAGGAAAUGGAAGAAGAUUUCUGUGAUGAAGUUUCUGAAGAUGGCGAUAUGGAAGAAUUCCCCAAUGAGGAAGACACAGUGGAAGCAGAUGCUCAGGAGGAGCUUCCCGUUAACGCACCUGGGAAGUAUGUGCCACCACAACGGCGUGAAGUGGAAGACAGCAAGCGGAGAGCGGAGCUGGAGCGACUGCGCAAGACCGUGAAAGGACUCGUGAACCGGCUAAGUGAGCCCAACAUGGCAUCCAUCAGCGGCCAGAUGGAGGCCAUGUACAUGAGCCACAGCAGGAAGGACAUGAACGACACGCUGACGGCCAUCAUGUUGGAGGCCUGCGUCAGCCCGGCUCUGAUGCCUGAACGGCUGCUCAUGGAGCACAUCCUCCUGGUCAGCGUUCUGCACCACAACGUGGGGCUGGAGGUGGGGGCUCAUUUUUUGGAGGCGGUGGUCCAGAGGUUCGACGCCGCAUAUCAGGCGGCAGCCAGUGGCGGGAAGGAGAGCGACAACCUGCUGGCCAUGGUGGCACACCUCUACAGCUUCCAGGUGGUGCACGCGCUUCUGGUGUUCGACCUCCUCCGCAAGCUGGUGGGCGUCUUCGCCGAGAAGGACAUGGAGCUGAUCCUGCUGACGCUGCGCAGCGUGGGCUUCGGGCUGCGCAGGGACGACGCAGCCGCCCUCAGGGAGCUCAUCUGCGAGAGCCAGCGCAAGGCCAGCGCCCUGGGCGAGACGUUCCGGGAGCAGGCCAGGGUGCGCUUCAUGUUAGAAACCAUGCUGGCUUUGAAGAACAACGACAUGCGGAAGAUUCCGGGCUACAACCCCGAGCCGGUGGAGAGACUGAGGAAACUGCAAAGGACGCUGGUGCAGCGGAAUGCCGGCGGCAGCGACGUAAAGCUGAGGGUCUCCCUAGAGAACUUGCUAGCGGCGGAGCAGGUGGGCCGCUGGUGGAUCGUGGGUUCGAGCUGGAGCGGUGCUCCCAUGAUCGGGGAGCACGGGAAGACGCAGCCUGCCGCCGCCGAGGGACAGUUCAGUGCAAAGGUCCUGGAGCUUGCCCGGAAGCAGCGGAUGAACACCGACGUCCGGAAGAGCAUUUUCUGCAUCAUCAUGACCAGUGAGGACUACCUGGAUGCCUUUGAGAAGCUGCUGAGGCUAGGCUUCAAAGACCAGCAGGAGCGGGAGAUUAUCCGCGUUCUGCUGGACUGCUGCCUUCAGGAGCGGCUCUUCAACGCUUUCUACAUCGUGUUGGCAGACAAGUUCUGUGCUCACGACCGGCGCUUUCAGAUGACCCUUCAGUUCACCCUGUGGGACAAGUUCAAGGAGCUCCAGAACAUGUCCAGCAGCGUCUUCAGUAACCUGGUGCAUCUGGUCAUUCAUGUUCUUCAGAAGAAGACUCUGUCCGUCUCCAUCCUGAAGGUCAUUGAAUUCGGGGAGCUGGACAAGACAAAGGUCAGGUUCUUACGGCAGGUGCUGAGCAAGCUUCUGAGAGACACUGACCAUCAGGUCCUGGGUGAAAUAUUUGGAAGGAUUUCAGGGCUGCCCAAGCUGAAGGCAAUGCGGGAGGGCCUGAAGCUCUUCAUCAGCCACUUCCUGCUGAGGAACGCGCCCCCCGAUGGGGACGGUGAGGAGGCGCGGCGGCUGAAGGAGGGGGCUCAAGUGGCAACCAAGGCCAUGGAGGCCAAGGAGGAUCAGCUGAAGCUGUGA
Molecule: messenger RNA, 2923 nt
Organism: Paramormyrops kingsleyae
Lineage: Eukaryota; Metazoa; Chordata; Actinopteri; Osteoglossiformes; Mormyridae
Gene: nom1
Product: nucleolar protein with MIF4G domain 1
Biological process (GO): ribosomal small subunit biogenesis
Cellular component (GO): nucleolus
Molecular function (GO): RNA binding; protein binding
Source: RefSeq, a predicted model, not a curated record